Besnoitia besnoiti is the source of this 723-nucleotide messenger RNA. RefSeq names its product putative Gliding-associated protein 45. Bases 1 to 723 code for a protein of 240 amino acids. Lineage: Eukaryota; Apicomplexa; Conoidasida; Eucoccidiorida; Sarcocystidae. The transcript has a single exon. The record is from RefSeq and is a predicted model, not a curated record.
AUGGGAAACGCGUGCAAGAAGAACACCGCCAAGACGCCCACCCGCAAGCAGGCGGAGGAGCUGGCAGAGAAGGAGCGCCAGGAACGCGAGGCGAAGGAGAAGGCUGAGGCCGAGGAGAAGGCCCGACGCGAGGCGGAGGAAAAGGCCGCAAGAGAGGCUGAAGCCGAGCGCCUGGCUGCGGAGGCGAAGGCGAGAGAGGAAGAAGCCAGGAGAGAAGCCGAAGAGGCGAAGCGGAGGGCUGAAGAGGAAGCUGCUCGCGCGGCUGAAGAGCAGCGACGCAAGGAAGAGGAAGAGAGGGCAGCGGAGGAGCGCAGAAAGGCUGAAGAAGAGAGCCUAGCCGCCAAGAAGGCUGCGGAGGAGGCCUCGAGAAAAGCCGAGGAAGAACGCCUCGCUGCGGAAGCCGCCGCCGAGCAGGAACGCCAGAUGCAGGAGGCCCUGAAGCAGCAGGAGAUGUCCCCCAGAGAAAAAUACGACAAACUCGCGAGCUCCGAAGACGCAGGAUCAGAGACGACGAUGGCAACGCAACCGCAGAAGGUCGCUGAACACGGCAGCAGCGCCGCCUCCGAGCGCAGCGGUGUCACACCGUGCGACAUGGGUGCCAUUGAUGAGACUGCCAAGUAUGUGUCGAGGCGAUGCGGAUGCGACUUAGGCGAGCAGCACGAUGAGAACGCGUGCCCAAUCUGUCGCAACAUCGACUUGUCGGAUGCGCCGCUGCUGAACUAA